UCUCCCCGAAUUAGUGCAUGAAUUUCCUAUCGAUCCGCCCGCGGUUCCAUUCAUCUCUGACAACUCCCUCCUGCACCCGCCCCUCUUGCUCCCAACGCCUCCUCCCUCCCUCCCUACCCCUCCCCAUUCGGGCUGCAAAGAAAAGCCCUUUGCUCAGUGUCCCUCGGCCGCCAGUGGGUUCUCCCCUCAUCCAUAGGAGCCCCCACGCACCCCCUCACUGAGUCCCCACACAGAUGCAGAGUGUCUGGGCUCCCUUCUCAUUGAGGGAGGAGAUGGGGGGUACUGUGGAAGACAGAGAAUACCGCACAGAGGUGAGGUAGCGCAGGAGGAUGGGGGGGAUACACCGGGAACCCCAACUUCUCAAGGAUUGCGCUCUGCCCCACGCCCUAACAUGCACCCCCACCUACCCACCCAGCUACCACACUUCUCUCUCUCUGAUCCCGGGGAGAAUCUGGCUAGGAGGCGGCGGCUCUGCUGGAGCCCUAUGUAAAUCCUGGUGUUGGGUGGGUGGGGAGGAGGAAGAGAAGGGGGAAAUAAACCUCUUUGGCUGGAGUAGGGUCCGGGUGAGCAGAUUUCCUUAUCCGGGAAUCGCAGGCGGGGAGGCCAUUGGCUCCGAGGAUCACGUGGGUCCCCAACUUUGUUCACUUGACAGUAAGUAGGAGGGCUUUCGGAAACAGGAAAACGAGUCAGGGGUCGGAAUAAAUUUUAGUAUAUUUUGUGGGCAAUUCCCAGAAAUUAAUGGCUAUGAGUUCUUUCCUGAUCAACUCAAACUAUGUGGACCCCAAGUUCCCUCCGUGCGAGGAAUAUUCACAGAGCGAUUACCUCCCCAGCGACCACUCGCCGGGGUACUACGCCGGCGGCCAGAGGCGAGAGAGCAGCUUCCAGCCGGAGGCGGGCUUCGGGCGGCGCGCGGCGUGCACCGUGCAGCGCUACGCGGCCUGCCGGGACCCGGGGCCCCCGCCGCCGCCGCCCCCGCCGCCCCCGCCGCCGCCCGGGCUGUCCCCUAGGGCUCCUGCGCCGCCGCCCUCCGGGGCCCUGCUCCCGGAACCCGGCCAGCGCUGCGAGGCGGUCAGCAGCAGCCCCCCGCCGCCUCCCUGCGCCCAGAACCCCCUGCACCCCAGCCCGUCCCACUCUGCGUGCAAAGAGCCCGUCGUCUAUCCCUGGAUGCGCAAAGUUCACGUGAGCACGGUAAACCCCAAUUACGCCGGCGGGGAGCCCAAGCGCUCGAGGACCGCCUAUACCCGCCAGCAGGUCCUGGAGCUGGAGAAAGAGUUCCACUACAACCGCUACCUGACGCGGCGCCGGCGGGUGGAGAUCGCCCACGCGCUCUGCCUGUCCGAGCGCCAGAUCAAAAUCUGGUUCCAGAACCGGCGCAUGAAGUGGAAGAAAGACCACAAGCUACCUAACACCAAGAUCCGUUCGGGGGGCACCACAGGCGCCGCAGGAGGGCCCCCCAGUCGGCCCAACGGAGGCCCUCCCACGCUCUAGCCUGGGAAUCCAGAACCUUGGGGUGGGGGGUGGGUGACGUGCUGAGCUUUUGGGGGUGUGGGAGGGGAUGUGGGAGGAGACCCUGAGGCUUGGGCCCCCCCCAAAAGCCUACCUGCCCGCCCCUCCCUUGAUCUAUUUACACGAAUAAACGCAGAGGAGAGGGAGGGGAAGCUUUAUUUAUAGAAAAGACAAUAAGAAGUUGUGGGGCAAACCCCCUCCUUAGAAGCAAGGUUCAAGUCUCUUGCUUUCUUCCUUACAAAAAAAGAAGAAGAAGAAGAAGGAGGAGGAGGAAGAAGGAAAAAAAAAGACAGAAAGAGCAAUAGGAGGAGGCCGCGCUCCUUGGUUUCAGCUUUGGCGAAGAUGAAUCCACGUUUCAUCUUUAAUCACGCCGGGCCCGGGCCCAUCUGUCUUGUUUACUCUGCCGAGGAGAGGACGGGCCUCGGCGGCGACCAUUACCUCGACACCCAGCUAACAAAUGAGGCCGGCGCCGCGCCGCCUCCGCUGCUGCUUGCUGUUGCUGUUGCUGCUGCUGCUGUUGCGGCUGGAAGCCGGCCUGGAUUCUCUUUCUUUGUCCCCCAUUCCUGCCACCCAGCGACAGCACCCUCUGACUGCCACAUAGCACAGUGUGUUGGCCACGGUAACAAACACACACACACCACCCUCCUCCCCCUCCGUGACCGUCUGGGGGCCACUGACUGCGCACCCCACCUUCCACCUUGGGGUUGGUUGUGGGGCACAGCAAGAAGGGGAGAAGGAGGUGGGUUGGAAACAGGGUUGGCCAUCUAGGAGUAGCCAGGGAAACUGAGUCCAAGACCAAAAGAGAGAGCGGGGAGGGCCUUCCUCGGGAAGGUCAAACCUUUCCAGGCAGGAGGAGGGGCCACGGAAUUGGGAAAGUUGGGUAAGCCCUUUGCCAAUCUGGUGCUGGACUGCCAGGCCCUCGCCUGCCAAUGAAUGUGAAACUAGGACAUAAAGGUCGAGCCCCUCCCAUCACGGAGACUGACUUGUGUUGUGGAGACCUUUCCCGUAGUCUGAUUGUUGCAUCGAUUAUUAUUAUUAUAUUAUUAUUAUUUUAUUCUUAAUUUUUAUGUCCCGUGCGUCCUUUCUUCUUACUCUCUUUCUGACAUUCCAAGCCAGGCCUCUUCCUAGUUAUCUGAAGGUGCCUGAGUCUAGAACCCUUUGGUGUGAAGAUGUGCGUCUUGUAUAGAGUGACAAUAGAAAUAAAUGUUUGGUUUCUUGUGA
This is a messenger RNA of Suncus etruscus (white-toothed pygmy shrew), 2727 nucleotides long. RefSeq names its product homeobox B4 (gene HOXB4). Gene Ontology annotation, cellular component: nucleus. Gene Ontology annotation, biological process: embryonic skeletal system morphogenesis; regulation of transcription by RNA polymerase II; anterior/posterior pattern specification. The record is from RefSeq and is a predicted model, not a curated record. The transcript is spliced from 2 exons. Gene Ontology annotation, molecular function: RNA polymerase II cis-regulatory region sequence-specific DNA binding; DNA-binding transcription factor activity, RNA polymerase II-specific. NCBI's taxonomy places the organism in Eukaryota, Metazoa, Chordata, Mammalia, Eulipotyphla, Soricidae. The coding region runs from base 739 to 1488 and encodes 249 amino acids.